AUGCCUAAAGCAGAAAAAGAAGUUCAGAUCGCGCACAAUGGCAGUAGAAUCGCUGCCGUGCAUGGCUUUUCGACCAUCGAUGGACAGCGUCUUGAACAAGCGCUGCGUACGUCUGCAAAGGUUAUCGCCCCAACACCCAUCGGAAAGGAGCGCAACAAGCUCUAUGCCUCGCACAAAGACCAGAUCUUGGCUCAAUUUCAAGGUCAAUGGGACUGGUCCAAAACCUCUCAGAAAUGGGUGAUGAGCUCAAUAAGCAAGGUGCUCUCCAACUAUCUCUUUGAUUACAACAAANAGCAUACCACACCCACACCCAAGACAGUGCCCAAGGCCAAGUCAACCAAGAAGAACGACGCUCCCAAGCCGGAUGCCAGUCAGCCGAAGAACUAUGUGCCUUACAUCAAGGAAGAAAACGUCCCUAUUCAGUCUCGAGGACCUCCACGUACAUUCACAGCUGUCAACAAANAGUCGCCAUCACCAGGUGACCAGCUGGUCUUCGAGUCGCCUUUUGACAAGCCGAAAUAUCCAACCGAUUCGGUCCAGCCAUCCACGGAGCACUCUCCGACGGAACCAAGAUCUGACGACGCAGCCCAGUCCCGGCCAAAACUGGCCGACAUCAUUCUUGUGGUCUAUCCAAGCUCGUCAGAUCCUUGGAAUCGCGAGAUGUUUUCUUUUCCACUUUGGCGCUGUCAGGUGCCAGUCAAUGGAAGAGAUGCGGCGCCAGAGUCCCUCCGGGACUGGCGGGAUUUGUCGUUCGAUGACUUCUUGAGACAACUCAAGUCAGAACAAGCGCUUACCUCGGAAGAGAUGAUUGUCUGGUCGGAAUUCAGUCAUGUCGUCACCAGUGACAUGACGUUCGCGAGUGCUGUCCAGGAGCAACUCUUCGAUGCGUCCCUCAAUGGCACUGCUCCUAAUGAAGCGACCUUCGCCAUCGUUGGCAGUAAGUUGCUUGCUCUACUCUUAAGUUUUAGCUGCUAA
This is a messenger RNA of Aureobasidium musti, 975 nucleotides long. Lineage: Eukaryota; Fungi; Ascomycota; Dothideomycetes; Dothideales; Saccotheciaceae. The record is from the annotation of a GenBank genome assembly.